Messenger RNA from Podospora anserina S mat+, 975 nucleotides. RefSeq lists its product as uncharacterized. Lineage: Eukaryota; Fungi; Ascomycota; Sordariomycetes; Sordariales; Podosporaceae. Gene Ontology annotation, cellular component: nucleus. Gene Ontology annotation, molecular function: protein dimerization activity; DNA-binding transcription factor activity. The record is from RefSeq and is a predicted model, not a curated record. The transcript is spliced from 2 exons. The coding region runs from base 1 to 975 and encodes 324 amino acids.
AUGGCCGCGACAGUAGGAAUCGAGCAACAACACACUGAUCUCAGCGAGAUCACUACUUCUCCUGGUCACAAGCGGAAGCGGAAUACCGAGUCGAUAUCUCCAGACUCGCGCCGUAGCAAACGACCAGCACCGCCUGCCACCAUGAAUGUCACCGACUCGGAGGCUCAGGCCUUCCUCGAGAACACGGCGGUGAGCAUCGCCCAAGCCGCACACGACCAGGUCAAUGUGGAUGACUUCAGUGUGCUCGCUCAAGCGACUGCAGAUCAUGCCGAAGAGCCCGGCGAUGCCAACAAUGCUACUAGCACUGCUGCUGCCGCUCUGAACAUGUACCCUUCUCUGCAUGUUCCGCAACCCACGGAAGAAACCUUUGUCAACCAGCAGACUUCGGAACCUCAGCAUGACGAGAAUGCCUUCAACAUGUCCGGCCCCCACCCGGAUGGCCUUCCCGCUAUGCCACGCGCGGUAAACAUGCACCCACAGUUGCAGAACGGUGUCCAGCAGGUGCAGCAAGUACAACAGGUUCAACAGGUUCCGCAGGAGCAGCGCUACACUCCUGCCUCCAACCCCAAGCCGGCCGUCGGAUCAGAAGAAUGGCACAAGAUGCGUAAGGACAAUCAUAAAGAAGUUGCGGGUGUUGACGCUUGUUUAGUGGAACGUCGCCGUCGUGAGACGAUCAACGAGGGCAUCAACGAGCUGGCCAAGAUUGUGCCCGGAUGCGAAAAGAAUAAGGGCUCUAUCCUUCAACGGGCAGUCUCAUUCAUCACCCAGCUCAAAGAGAACGAAACUCAAAACAUUGAGAAAUGGACUCUGGAGAAGCUGCUCACAGAACAGGCCAUCGCCGAGCUCAGCCAGUCGAACGAUAAGCUCAAGUUUGAACUCGACCGCGCCCUUCGGGAACUGGAAUUAUGGAAGAGCGUAGCACAAAAUGCCGGUCUCAAGAUUCCACAGAAUGACGAACGCAACGCCAGCAGUUAG